AUGCUUGCCGAAGACUUCAGCCUCGUACGCCUAUGGCCGUUCGUGGCAGGCGCUGCUCUCGUUUGGUAUUCGAUUCUAACAUUCACCUCCUGGUAUCGACUACGACAUAUUCCCGGACCCACACUCGCGUCUUUUUCGUAUCUAUGGCUCGCACGCGUGGCGGCAAGCGGCAAGCAGUACCAGAAAUAUCGCGGCCUCAAUCAGAAAUAUGGUCCUCUGGUGCGAGUUGGACCUAAUGAGCUGACUACGGACGACCCUGAGGUGCUCCGAAUGAUUUCCGGAGCUCGAAGCUCAUACGGCAAAGAUGACUGGUACCUAGGGUCGCAGCUUAACCCCUAUGUAAAGACGAUGUUCACAACCAUGGAUCCUGGAGCUCACGAUAGAAUGAGAGCACAAACGGCCGGCGCGUAUAGUGGACGAGAAGCCACAAAUCUGGAGAAAGGCGUGGAUGAGCAAGUCCAGAUUCUUCUAUCGACUAUCCGAGACAGGUACAUCUCCGAGCCAGGAGAGAAGAAGACGAAGUUCCUAGACUUCUCGGAAUUGUCUUCCUUCUUUACCAUUGAUGUUAUCACGAACGCCGGCUUCGGGAGGCCUUUUGGGUACCUUCCAGCUGAGAAGGAUUUGUACGGAUUCCUGGAAAGCAUCAGAGACUACUUGCCUACGAUGGCUAUGGCUGUUGAUGUGCCAUUCAUCCGGAACAUUCUAUUUUCACCAACCUUUCUGAAGGUAUUUGGGCCUAAAACUCACCACCAGAAAGGGAUGGGCAGAUUAAUGCAUAUCGCUGCUAAUCGUGUCAAAGAGCAUCUCGCAGCAGCGGGAAAGGAUAGUGAAAACACCAUGCUAUCGUCUUUCUUCAAGCAUGGCUACUCGCAGGAACAGUGUGAGGCAGAAUGCAUCUUCAUGAUAUUCGCUGGCUCCGAUACUACAGCAUCCGUGAUGCGCACCACGAUGCUUUACCUCAUCAGUACGCCCCACGUAUAUCAAAAGUUCAAGUCCGAGGUUGCAGCUGCUGUGCGCGCAGGCGUUUCGUCUCCUAUCACGGUUGAGCAAGCGAGAGCAAUACCUUAUCUCCAGGCUUUAAUAUACGAAGGCCUCCGUAUGCGAUCUCCAGCUCCAGGUCUUUAUCCCAAGACAGUGCCACCUGAAGGCGACAUUAUCCACGGUAAACUCAUACCCGGGGGGACUGCAAUCGGAAUGAACACCUCCUCCGUUUUGUGCUCCAAAACUCUGUUUGGAGAAGAUACGGAUGUAUUCCGACCAGAGCGGUUCUUGGAAGUUGACGAACCCAAGAGAGUCGAGAUGGAACGGAACGUGGAGUUGAUAUUCGGUUACGGACGGUGGAUGUGCGCUGGCAAGCCUAUAGCUUUCAUGGAGUUAAACAAGGUCUUCUUUGAGUUGAUGCGACACUUCGAUUGGCAGCUCGUCAAUCCCGCCAGUCCAUGGCACUCGGUGAGCUACAGUGUAUGGAUUGAACAGAAUAUGUGGGUUAGGGUUUUCGAGGCCAGCCCAACGGAGUGA
Paraphaeosphaeria sporulosa is the source of this 1518-nucleotide messenger RNA. RefSeq names its product BcABA1, cytochrome P450 monooxygenase. The transcript has 5 exons. The record is from RefSeq and is a predicted model, not a curated record. NCBI's taxonomy places the organism in Eukaryota, Fungi, Ascomycota, Dothideomycetes, Pleosporales, Didymosphaeriaceae. The coding region runs from base 1 to 1518 and encodes 505 amino acids. Gene Ontology annotation, molecular function: monooxygenase activity; heme binding; oxidoreductase activity, acting on paired donors, with incorporation or reduction of molecular oxygen.